This is a messenger RNA of Strongyloides ratti, 2286 nucleotides long. RefSeq names its product Serine/threonine-protein kinase SIK3. Gene Ontology annotation, molecular function: protein serine/threonine kinase activity; ATP binding. Gene Ontology annotation, cellular component: cytoplasm. Bases 1 to 2286 code for a protein of 761 amino acids. Lineage: Eukaryota; Metazoa; Nematoda; Chromadorea; Rhabditida; Strongyloididae. The record is from RefSeq and is a predicted model, not a curated record. Gene Ontology annotation, biological process: intracellular signal transduction; protein phosphorylation. The transcript is spliced from 3 exons.
AUGGGUAGUAAUUUUUUAUGUGACAAAAAUUUUGGAUCCUAUUCUAUUGAUAUUCUUUUAUCUUCAAGAGCUGGAACUCUAAUAUAUUAUGGUAAACAUCAUCAAACUGACACACCAAUUGUUCUUAAAACUGUUGAAAAAAAAUAUUUACAAAAAGCUCUUAAAUGUUUUGAUUAUGAUGAAAUAAAGGCCUUGGUUAAGUUGCAAAUUCAUCGAAACAUUUUAAGACUUUUUCAAAUUAUAGAAACUGAUACACAUUAUAACAUGAUAACAGAAUUUAUAACAGGAAGAACUUUAUAUGAUUGUAUCAUACAAGAUGGACGUUAUAAAGAAAAUGAAGCACGUAAACUUUUUCAACAACUUGUUGCCGCUGUAGGGCAUUGCCAUUUAAUUGGUAUUGCACAUCGUGAUAUAAAGUUAGAAAAUAUAAUGAUAGACGGAACAAAUACAUUGCGCUUAAUUGACUUUGGUUUGUCGUCAGCUAAACUUACAAAUUUAACACAACCUUGUGGUAGUCUUCCAUAUACUGCUCCUGAAAUAUUGGCUGGACAACCAUAUGACGGAAUUAAAGUUGACAUAUGGAGUGUAGGAGUUUGUUUAUUUAUAAUGCUUGUAGGGAAAUUUCCUUUUGAAAAUAGUGGAGAUCGUAAUAAAUUGUUGUAUGAUAUAUUUUAUCGUGACUUAAAUAUACCAUUUUAUAUUUCAAUACAUGCUAAUGAUAUACUAAGAAAAAUACUUGUAAAGGACCCAACCAAUAGGCAUCAUGUAGGAUGGUUUUUAUCACAUGCAUGGUUUAAAUAUGAUUUAAAUGAGAAUAUAAAACAUCAACUUGAAAAAUAUAUUGUGACACAUGAUUAUAUAUCACGAAUGGGUAUGAAUAAUAUUAUACCUUCAACUGGGGAGGUUUUACAAGAUAUAAAUAUUACUAAAAGCCAAUUUCAAUAUUAUAAAAUUGAUAAUACUGAUGAAAUUGAGGAAGCAUAUAAAGAAAAAAAUUAUACAAAUCCAUUAUUUGCUAUAAUAAAUAUGUUAGAUUAUAAAAAUAAGUGUAAUAUGAGAAAAGAAGAUUAUAUGUCAAUUCGACCACCAUCGCCUUCUGGACGAGGAAGUAUUACAACAGGACUAUCUGUUACAGGGAUUAACGCACAAAAUACAAAAAAAGAAGGUAUUGUAAAUAAUGACAUUGAAUUGGAACCUGUUGAGUAUAUUGAAAAAUUAAAAAUUAAUAAUAGUCCAGAAGAAAGUAAUAAUAAUAGUAAUUCAUUAACAAUGAGAUAUUUAGAUAUGAGACGUCAUACAUUACAAUCAACUGACAUAAUACAACAUAAUUUAGCAAAAUUACAAAGUUUAGUUAUAGAACAGAAUCAGAAUGAUUCAUCAAAUAAAUUUAAACCAUUUACAAAUACAAUGAUACAAUCUAUUAAUGAAGAUAUUGUUGAAUGUAAUUGUAUUAAUUGUUAUAAUAAUAUAACUAAAAAUAAAAAACUUCGAAAUCAUGAUAGACAUCAACAAAAUGAAAUAUCAUUUGAACCUGUCAUUGUUGAAGGUCAAGAAUUAACAAAAAAUAGUAAUUUAAAAAAAAAGGGAAGACAAAAAAAUUCUAAUUCAUGUAUAUCAUCAAAUAAUAGUUUUAAUAGAUUUCCUAAUACACCUUAUAAUCGUCCAUCUUCAUUAACAUCAACUAAUAUUAAUAGUCCUAUAAGAAGAAAUAGUGUUGCUACAGACCAUGGUAACGGUAAUAAUGUAUAUGGAUUAUUAUCACCUAAUUAUAAACCAUUUUCAAAAAGUAGAUUAUAUUAUCAAAAAGAAAAUGGAAUUUAUGAAAAUUGUGAAGAAGAACAUCAUGGAAAUAAUUUUUUACAAAAUAAUAUUAGUACAUCAGAUAUUAUUACAAAAACUUUUCCAGAACAAUUAAAUAAAAAACAAAUAAAAGAUGAAACAAAAAUAAUUACAGUUCAUAAUGUAUCAUUUACACCACAAAUAACAUUUAACAAAUUAAAAAAUUAUUUUGAUAAGGAAAAUUGUGAAAUAUUUCCUAAAUUUAAUAUAAAUAAUUUUUUUGUACAAAUAAUGGUAAAAAUUAAUAAUUCAUUGAUAGAUGAUAAAUUAACAGAAGAACAUCCAUUUGCGGCAUGGAAAAUAAUAAUUAAUUUAUCAGAAUUAAAACAACAAACAGAAGUUCAAUGGAUAGGAGUUUUAAAUGAAUGUGAUGAAAAAGAGUAUAAUAUUUUAAUGGAAAAAUUAAUUAAAGAAUUUAUUGUUGGAACAUUUUUAAAUUUUUCAUAA